AUGAUCGCGCCAAGAUUGAAGAGAUUGAAAAGCGACAUGUUUUCGUUGGCCGGUAGCGUGAUUACAGCGGCGGUGCUCUCCGGAACAGAAGUUGUGCCGGAAGUUACCUGCAUCGCCUACGGACCAGGCCUAGACAGCGCCACACUGUCUCUGCCGGUGCACUAUUUUUUCGUGCGGAUGAUCGGACCUGACGGUCUAAAUCUAACGAAGUCUCUAGGCCAGUUCGGGCUGUUCGUUCAGUUGAAAGGAGUGCCGAAGGCCUGUCUCGUUCGCCCAGAAGUGAUAGACCGUUACGAUGGCACAUACAUCGUUCGCUAUAAGAAAUUUUGCUUAUCUCUAAACGAACAUGCGACUCAUUUUUUCACACUCAACUCUGAUACGCAUUUUGAAGGCCCAAUUGUACCCAGCGAAUGCGCGUGUCCCAUGAAGAUGGAUCAGUGGCUGCUAAAGGCCCAGUGUCCCAGUGAAUUCUCCAAUCAGAUAUUGAAGCAUACGGCGAUCUGGCCUGUGGGUAGCGUUGAUCUGCUGUCGGUCUUGGAGCAGGCGCAACGGAAGUGGGGUCUGCAUGAAGAAUCGUUCAGUUUCUGCCAUUAUAAAAUCCGCUCGCCGAAAGUAGUAUUCAGUUGUUGGGUAUAUCUUUAUAGGCGAUGCUAUGGGAAGCACGUAGGUUUCAAAAUGUUUGCAGAUGAAAUUUUUUCAUUCCUGGUAAAAAAGAUACAGUUGCCUGAUAUCGAUCUCUUUAUUAACCUUGGUGACUGGCCGUUGGAGAAACUUGUUAGAGGCGCCGAUAGUAGCAGAUACGUUCCGAUGCUCAGUUGGUGCAGGUCAAACGAUACAGUCGACAUUGUACUGCCUACAUACGAAUUGGUCGAAGCUGUCAUAGAAAUGAUGGGCAGGCUCGUGUUAUUCAUAAAUAAUUUAUGUACUGUACGCAGGCAUUCGCUCGAACUUUUAUCCGUACAAGGGAUGCGAAAUGUAUCUUGGUCGAACAAGUUUACUAAAGCUUUCUGGCGUGGUCGUGAUUCUACGUCUGCACGUUUGCUGUUGGUGAAUAUUUCUCGCUUAAACCCAGAUAUACUCGAUGCCAGAAUCACUAAGUUUUUCUUUUUCCGUGAGCAGAUGGAUUAUUAUGGCCCGGAAGCGCCGAUAGUAACAUUUCAAAAGUUUUUUGAUUCCCGACUCUCAUUUCAUUAAAA
Soboliphyme baturini is the source of this 1196-nucleotide messenger RNA. The record is from the annotation of a GenBank genome assembly. Lineage: Eukaryota; Metazoa; Nematoda; Enoplea; Dioctophymatida; Soboliphymatidae.